Colletotrichum lupini is the source of this 1290-nucleotide messenger RNA. RefSeq names its product glycoside hydrolase family 76. Lineage: Eukaryota; Fungi; Ascomycota; Sordariomycetes; Glomerellales; Glomerellaceae. Gene Ontology annotation, molecular function: mannan endo-1,6-alpha-mannosidase activity. Gene Ontology annotation, biological process: carbohydrate catabolic process; fungal-type cell wall biogenesis. Bases 1 to 1290 code for a protein of 429 amino acids. The transcript has 4 exons. The record is from RefSeq and is a predicted model, not a curated record.
AUGCCAUCUCCACUCGUUUCAACCCUCUCAGGGGCUCUCCUGCUACUGGGCAACCUCCCCAAUGUCGUCGCGGAACUUGAUAUCAGCAGCGCAGACCGCAUCAAAGAAUCAUCACGAUCUCUUGCUAAGGACCUUAUGACGUUCUAUCAAGGCGACAAGCCUGGACAGACUCCAGGUAUACUUCCGUGGUCGUCUGAGGAUGUUAACAAAUACUGGUGGUACUUGAUCAGCAAGGCACUACAGUUCCAGGUUGGACCCGAAAACGAUUAUAUGCCCCCUAAUCAGACAGCUAGUCUUGGAAAUGAGGAUCAAUGUUUCUGGGGCACGGCUGCUCUUAUGGCUGCCGAGUAUGGGUUCCCCGAGGUGGAUGGAAAAGCGAGAUGGAUCGACCUUGCGAAGAAUGUGUGGACGACUCAAGCAUCGCCUGAUCGCUAUGAUGAGACCUGCAAUGGUGGCCUUCGCUGGCAGAUUCCAUUGUCCAAUAAUGGAUAUGAAUGGAAGCAUACGGCCUCCAACGCGUGUUUCUUCAACCUUGGAGCCCGGCUUGCUCGGUUCACUGGCAACACAACUUACUCUGACUACUCUGAUAAGAGAUGGGACUGGCUCACUGGAGUCGGUUUCGUUGACACUAGUAACUGGAAGGUCUACGACGGGGCACUGGCAGAGAACAACUGCACCCAAAUCGGCAAAGCUCAAUGGUCUUACACACCAGCCAUGCUCAUUCAGGGCGCAGCGUUCAUGUAUAACAACGCAGACUUUUUCCCUGACGGCGUCAUUUUCGAAUCGGCUUGCGAACCAGCUGAGGGUCGCUGUCCCACUGACGCCCUUUUCUACAAAGGAUUUGUGCACCGGUGGCUCUCCUCGGCCACUCAACUCGCCCCUUUCUUGGCAGACACAUGGCUUCCGGUCUUGAAAACUUCCGCUGAAGCUGCGGUCAAGCAGUGUGAGCCCGGAAAUUCGGAGAUCAACAAUCGCUGCGGCUUCUAUUGGACCAGUGGCAGAUUUGUCGACCCUAUGACGGCUGAUCACACUACGGGUAUUGGUGAAGGAUUAAGCGUUCUGGCUGCAGUCUCGAAUCUGCUCAUCAAGGAUGCCAAGGCACCGAUCGUUGAGGCUGCUAAAAGUGGCGGAAGCACUGGCAAAUCUCCUAGCGGCACGACCGGGGGGUCUUCGCCGACUUCGACUACCUCGACGACGGCUAAUCCAGGAUCAGGAGCUGGGAAACUUGAACUGUAUAUCAAAAUUCCUUUCCUCAUCUCAUCAUUCAUGCUUCUGGCUUGGCACCUCUGA